Ctenopharyngodon idella (grass carp) is the source of this 4285-nucleotide messenger RNA. It is a transcript of the gene txlng, whose product is annotated as taxilin gamma. Gene Ontology annotation, molecular function: syntaxin binding. The record is from RefSeq and is a predicted model, not a curated record. NCBI's taxonomy places the organism in Eukaryota, Metazoa, Chordata, Actinopteri, Cypriniformes, Xenocyprididae. Gene Ontology annotation, biological process: regulation of cell cycle. The coding region runs from base 217 to 1611 and encodes 464 amino acids. The transcript is spliced from 9 exons.
CUAUGAAAGACUCGCUAUACGCAUACGCAGGGAACCUGUCGCCAUAAAUGUGUGUUAUUUACGAAGGAAGUAGCUUUAGCCCGCUAACCAGCAGACAAGCCAACUUAAAAGAGCACUUUCAACUUACGUUAUUAAAAUAUCAAGGCUAAACAUUGAGAUCUACAGCAGCGACGUGUUGAACUUAUAGCGCUGACAUAAGUGACGGGCACUGAAGUCAUGGAAGAAAUCAUCGGGGUCUGUGGUUUAGAGGCCAGAGGACUAGUUGAAGGAAGCAGUUCACCCCUGGAUGUGGAGACUCCAACCCAGGAUAACAUGGAGGAUUUUGCAGGGCUGGUGAGCAGUGAAGAGGAAAGAGGGGAGACGCCAGGAAGGGAGGAUAGCAACCCUGACCCCCUCGAUGAGGAGUUAGACCCCAAAGCUGAGAAAACCAAGGACAAAAAAGCGUUUGGCAAAGAGGUUUUGUUGCUGAUGCAGGCGCUUCAUACUUUAGCCACCCCAGAAGAGAAACUUGCUGCCCUUUGUAAGAAAUAUGCAGACCUGCUGGAGGAGAGUCGCAGCAUGCAAAAGCAGGUGAAGGUGUUGCAGAAGAAGCAGAACCAGGUGCUGAAGGAGAAGAUCCACCUGCAGAGCGAGCACAGCAAGGCGGUCCUGGCACGCAGCAAACUGGAGAGUCUUUGCAGGGAACUUCAGCGCCAUAACAAGAACCUCAAGGAGGAGAACUCUCAGCGGUUCAGGGAGUAUGAAGAGCGGCGCAAGGAGGCAACGCUGCACUUCCAGAUGACGCUCAAUGAGAUUGAGGCCCAGAUGGAGCAGCACAACUUGCAUAACAGCAAACUGCGGCAGGAGAACAUGGAGCUGGCUGAGAAACUCAAGAAGCUCAUUGAGCAGUAUGAGCUCCGGGAGGAGCAUAUCGACAAGGUGUUCAAACACAAGGAACUGCAACAGCAGCUGGUGGACGCUAAACUUCAGCGGACGGCCGAGCUGAUGCGAGAGGUGGAGGAGAAACAGCAGAGAGAAAGGGAGUUUCUUCUGAAGGAUGCGACAGAGUCGAGACAUAAAUGUGAGCUGAUGAAGGAGCAGGAGCAUCAGUUAAAGCAGCAGCUCACUCUGUACAUGGACAAGUUUGAGGAGUUUCAGACCACCCUCGCUAAAAGCAACGAGGUCUUCACCACCUUCCGACAGGAGAUGGAGAAAAUGACAAAGAAGAUCAAGAAGCUUGAGAAGGAGACCACACUAUGGAGGACCAAAUGGGAGACUAACAACCAGACUCUACUGCAGAUGGCAGAAGAGAAAACAGUGCGAGACAAAAAUUACAAGGCCCUCCAAGGCAAACUGGAGCGUCUGGAGAAGCUUUGCAGGGCCCUGCAGAGAGAACGCAAUGACCUGAACCAGAAACUCCGUGACCUUCAGGGCCCAGUGAAAGAUCCUGAGGAAGAAGGUACAGGGCCUCCUGACCCCCAGCCACUGGGCCUCUACAGCCAGCCCUCCAACCCAGAGAUGGAGAGAGAGGUAGAGGGAGAGAUGGAGGGUUUGGUGCCUGAAACAGAGCAACUUGGGCUUCAGCCUGAGGUAUCAGGCACCACAUCAUCCAGACAACUCAUUGACGACUGAGCCUGGCCUUCUGGUGGCCUUUCUUUUUUUUUCUUUUUUUUCGUGGAGGUAUAUAUUUUUGUCUAACAAUUAUUAUCAUAAAAUUUGUGAGGAAAAAGCAGGACAUUAGUGAAGACGCUAACUGCUCUAUACGUUGGUAAUCCGCUUUGUGGCGAGCACUUUUUACUCCCUUUUUUCUAUCACAUUGUAUUUUCGUAGGAAAUGGUCAUGUGGUCCAAGACGGCCGCCAUGCAGCUUUGUUCUGUAUGUUUUUCUUUUUUCUUCCCCCUCCCCCCAAUUCUGUUUUCAGCCCUUUCCUGCUGAGCUGUGCUGUGGUUGCGCGUUUUUCGUUUCUCUUUAAUAAAAAUGUAGCUCUUCGCUCUGACCUCUAGAAUCUGAAUAAAUCAUUUUGGAUGCAUAUAAUGUUUAAUAUUGCUAUUUGAAAAUAACCAUACAUAGUCAACUAGCCAGUCCAGCUCUAGAUGACCAGAUAACCUUGAGACUGGAGAAACAGGGCAUUAAUAAUGGAGGAGAGAUACAUUAACACACACUUACCUACUCAUUGGCACUUUGAGUCAGAGCCAAAACUGGUCCAUAACAAGUCAUUCUUCUAUUGCUUUGAUUAAAAUGGACAUGAAAUGGAAUUUAAAGGAAGAUACAUGUCUUAUAAAUAAGAGAGGGGUCAAGACUUCUCACUGCCUGUGACUGGUUUUCAUAUGAGAAUCUGAUUAAGGGCUAGUUUGGUUUUGAAAAAGGCUGCUACAUCUUUAACAAUUAUGUGAAAUACUAGGACAGGGUCAAACUCUCACUGAGAUUUCUAUGGGAGGGAAUUUUUUUGUUGCAUGACAGAUGAAGAGAAAUGCAUCUUUUCAAACAGAAAACUCAAUAAUGAUGGUAAAAUGCCAUGUGCAUUUAUAUUACAUUAAUAUUCAGUUCAACUUUGCAACCCCAUUUAUUUAAGAAACAGGGUAGUUUUUGUUCAAUCAGGGUAUCCAAGCCACUUCAAGCCAGUAGGAUUUUUUCCCCCUUAAAAGCAAAAAUUGAGAAAAAAAAAUUUUUUUUUAUUUAUUUACCAAAAAUCUCUUUAAUACUUCAGAUUUUUUGAAAAAUAGCAUAAUGCUGUUGAUUAGUCCUGAUGACAGUUAUUGUCUUAAUGGGAUUUUUUUUUGUUGCAAUUUUUUUAUGUUAAAAGGGUAUUUCACACAAAUGUCAUAAUUUACUCACCCUCAUGUCUGUCUAAACCUGUAUGACAUUAUUUUUUCUGUGGAAGUAUUUCAAAGAUUUUCAAAGUUUUUGUCCAUAUAAUGAAAGUUAUUGAUUGACUUUCAUUGUAUGGACUGAGGAAAAAAAAAAAGACAUUUUUCAAAAAAAAAAAAACAAAACAACAACAACAUGAAGGUGAUUAAAUGAUGACAGAAUUUAAUUUUGGGGGGUGAACUAUCUGAUUUUUUUGUUUUGUUUUGUUCAUUUGCCUGUCUGAAAUGGACAGGUUACAAUUUUUUACUCUUUAACUGGACACAACUUUCUCAUUUUAAAAGGGGCCUUGAUGUAUUUGAUACUGGAUAUGCUGAAUGUGAUUCUCUUUUUUUUGGACUUUAUAAUGAACAAUAAAAUGUCUGUAAUUCAAAUCUUUACAUUCAAAAUGUUCUGAAGAGCUGCAAACAUUCUCAAUAUUGCAUUGUAAAACUAUAUGUCAAGAACUGUACUGAUGAAUGUAGAAAUUGCCAAUUUCACGUCUAAACAAACAGCCUCACAGCCCUUUAAGAUCUGGGCUGUGUUUAUCAAAAACAUUGUGAGCUAAUUUGAUUUGUGGCAAUGGUUCUACUAUCUACUUAAGCUUACUAUGCUUUUGGGAAAUGCAGCACUGGUCAUUAUCAAGGACACAGGGUCUAGAAACACUUGCCUCUUCAGGUCCAUUAUAACAUCUGGUUCUGUUCAUGUCCUGAUCUGAACCUCUCACACUGGCCAGUACAUUCCUCAAGACUGAAUCAAACAAAACAUACAGCAUUUUCAUUCAGUGCGCUUUGAACAUGAUAAUCUUUUAGUUGAAUUAAUCAUAUUAACCACAAAUGGUGUGUUUUGUAACCAAAUGUAGUGGAUGAAUGCAAAGUCACAUAAGUUCAGAAGGACAAGCUGUUUUCUGAGAAACUUGUCUGAAUGUUUAACUUGCCAAACUGUAAAACUCAACUAUGGAAAGGUAGAUCUUCACCAGCUUCCAUCACUUGUUUUUAUCUAUAAAAAAAAAAAAAAUCCUGUAUUUUUUUUUUUCCCCCUCCAUUGUCUAAUAAAAUCAAAAUUCUUAUCCAAAAUUUGAGGUUAUUAUAAAAACAUCUCAGCACUUGAUUUGUGUGGAUUUCCUCAAUGUAAGUUUCACCUCACUGUCAAAUAUUUUCUUAUCUGCAGAAGUCUGUGAGCAAUUAUUUUGACACAUACAUCUGUAAUUGUGGUCAUGUUAAUUCUAAAUUUGUGGAGUUGUUGGUACUGUCAUUUGUAUACUGCUUCUUUUUUUUUGUGGCAAAGCCCCGGUUUGAUUCUCAGGUUAUGCAAGAAAUCUACCUCUUCAGGUAUGACGUACUGUGAAAGAUGCUCAAGAGAGCUUUUCUUUCUCCCCAAGCUCAGCCGUGACCCCUCUGAGAUUGUACAACGCUCUUGUAGUUCUGUCUUGCUUUUCAAUAAAACAUUUUGUAGAAUUUUC